CUCACACACCAGCUUGCAAAUCCGAAAGUGAACAAAAAAAAUAACAUUUUUCAAUUAAAAUUCGCUGGAAAUAACUACGAGAAAGGUACAGCUGUGAUAAAGGAUUACACGUGUCUUCAACUUAAGCGCAAGAGAUAUUCAUUAAAAUAAUAGUACAGAUAUGACCUCAAAAUACGAAAGCUUUAAGCCCGUUCUUAGCGACUCGGACGACAGUGAUGAAGACGGAGUCGAGUUUGACUUUGAAAAACUGGGCCCCAUAGAUAUCAGUCCGUCGGAACACAAAUUGCAGCACACAUACUGUUUGUGGUACGGCAAAAAGGGAUCGGCCAAACUCAGAGCUCAGGAAUACGGACGUUCGAUUCACUUUAUCGGUCGAAUUGCCACAGUCGAGCAAUGGUGGUCUCUCUAUUGUUACUUAAUACGACCCACUGUCCUUAAGCCAUACAGAAUACUGCACUUGUUCAAGAGCGGCAUCAAGCCAAUGUGGGAAGAUGCGGCAAAUGCUCGAGGCGGAAAAUGGAUUGUAAGACUGCGUAAGAAUAAGGUGGAUCGGGCUUGGGAAAAUGUCUGUAUGGCCAUGCUGGGAGAGCAAUUCCUUGUGGGCCAGGAAAUUUGCGGCGUUGCCAUAUCAAGUCAAUAUCCCGAAGACCAUUUGAGUGUAUGGAAUCGCACGGCAUCGGAUCAGUCGUCCACGGCGCGCAUCCGAGACACGUUACGGCGAAUUUUAAACUUGCCACCGACAAAUCCCAUGGAGUAUAAGCCUCACUAUGACACAACUAAAUCGGCAAAAGCUGCGCCAACGCCCGUCGCUAAAUCUAGUUGAGUGAAACGAAUGGAGACAAAAUCACCUUUUUAACUUUAUUAAAGAAAAAACAACAACAACAACAACAAAUACUACAAAUAUUGUUCAAAGUUCUAUAUGCAAAUAACUCCAAUGAAUUUUUUAUUAUAAUUUUUAGUAUCGAUUAAAGUAAAGCUGAUAUUUUAAAGAAAUAUUGUAAAA
Molecule: messenger RNA, 1003 nt
Organism: Culicoides brevitarsis
Lineage: Eukaryota; Metazoa; Arthropoda; Insecta; Diptera; Ceratopogonidae
Gene: eIF4EHP
Product: eukaryotic translation initiation factor 4E type 2
Exons: 4
Coding region: 161-823 (220 amino acids)
Biological process (GO): translational initiation
Cellular component (GO): eukaryotic translation initiation factor 4F complex
Molecular function (GO): RNA 7-methylguanosine cap binding; translation initiation factor activity
Source: RefSeq, a predicted model, not a curated record